Cyprinodon variegatus (sheepshead minnow) is the source of this 1832-nucleotide messenger RNA. RefSeq names its product phosphatidylinositol transfer protein, cytoplasmic 1 (gene pitpnc1). Lineage: Eukaryota; Metazoa; Chordata; Actinopteri; Cyprinodontiformes; Cyprinodontidae. Gene Ontology annotation, molecular function: phosphatidylinositol binding; phosphatidylinositol transfer activity. The record is from RefSeq and is a predicted model, not a curated record. The transcript has 9 exons. Gene Ontology annotation, biological process: phospholipid transport. The coding region runs from base 43 to 1011 and encodes 322 amino acids. Gene Ontology annotation, cellular component: cytoplasm.
AUCUGCACUGCCGCAUUCAAAUACCGGAUCGGGCAGCUGUACAUGAUCAGUAAACACAGCCAUGAGCAGAGCGAUAGAGGAGAAGGGGUGGAGGUGGUCCAGAACGAACCCUUUGAAGACCCAGUUCAUGGCCAAGGACAGUUCACAGAGAAACGAGUCUAUCUCAACAGUAAAUUACCCAGCUGGGCUCGAGCAGUGGUCCCUAAAAUCUUCUAUGUGACAGAAAAAGCCUGGAACUACUACCCGUACACCAUAACAGAAUAUACAUGCUCAUUCCUGCCCAAGUUCUCCAUUCACAUAGAGACGAAAUAUGAGGACAACAAAGGAAGCAACGACAAUAUCUUUGAUACAGAGCUGAAGGACCAGGAGAGGGAGGUGUGCUUCGUCGACAUCGCCUACGAUGAAAUCCCCGAGCGCUACUAUAAAGAGUCUGAGGACUUGCGAUAUUUCCAGUCAGAAAAGACAAAGCGGGGUGUACUGCAGGAAGGCUGGAGGGACACACAGGACCCCAUCAUGUGCUCCUACAAACUGGUCACAGUCAAGUUUGAAGUGUGGGGUCUGCAGACACGAGUGGAGCAGUUUGUACACAAGGUGGUCAGAGACGUGCUGCUGCUCGGACACAGGCAGGCAUUUGCUUGGGUUGACGAGUGGAUAGACAUGACGAUGGAUGAGGUGAGAGAGUUUGAGCGCUAUAUCCAGGAGGCCACCAACCAGAAGAUUGGGGUGUUUCCCCCAUCGAUCUCCAUAAGCGAGACGCCCCUGUCCUCCUGCGCUCUAACCGGCCCCGCCAGCGCUCCUUCAACCCCAAUGUGCACGGAUGCUCCAGAAUCCCUGUCCGUUCCCAAAGACCGGCCUCGCAAAAAGUCUGCCCCCGAAACACUGACCCUUCCGGAGCCCCCUUCCAGCGAGGUGGCACAGAGCUCUGAUCUGAACCAGUUACCCAUUUCCAACCAUAUCCAGUCAUCCACUCCGCCUUCCGACUCUGAUCUCGCUGAAACAUGCGAGCAGUAGAACAGAGGAAUGUCUUCCCCUAACCCCUGUUUAAUCCUUAUCUUCUCUACCCUGUGUCUUAUGAGCCCAGUGAGGCUACUCUUGCCUCCAAGCACCAGUGCCCUAACACUCGACUAAUUUAGCCAUAUCCAACAAUUCACCAUAAUCUUUAAACACACCAAUCACUCUAGAAGUCUUCAUUAUUGCCAUCCAGGCAGCUGUUGGCUCACUCCCCCGAUGGGGGCGGAGUGCCAGUCAAGCGAGCCAGAUGUCAGAUCUUUUCUAACAAACACAUUUAGUGUCGAUGGAAAGCGAAGGUUUUUUUUUUUUUUUGCUCAGCGGCAGUUCUUUGUGUGAAUAAAUUCUUUUCAUCGUGUCCAGAGUUAUGUCUUCUUAAAUCAAACCAGAUGGCCACGAAUUAUUGCAUUUUUGACAUAGUUGCCUUGACAUCACAGCCAGUGGAGAUUCCGUUCUGAUAGUCGGUUCAAAAUCAUUUUAUCAGUUACUAAUUAGCAUCAAAAGGUAAAUUCUAAUAAAAAUUCAAACUGGAACAGCACAGUAGAAGUAGAACCUCACUGAAGAGGCCGUCUACGUAUUUUAUGAUAGAUCCACUGAAGUGUUCCUGUAGCUGGUCAGAUUGUACUCAUUAUCUGUUUAAACGCUGAAAAUGCAAAAUCUGUACAAUCACAAAAUAAAAAAAAAACACCUCAGGUCUCCUAUAAACUCACCCGGAUCUCUCUCCAGGGGCAGGAUGCUGUUGUACCCAACCCACCCUGCUUUAUAGCCAAACCUUCCUUUUAUACCUCCAGAAAUGUUAUGAUACGAAACAUAGUACGCAGCAA